Molecule: messenger RNA, 237 nt
Organism: Dibothriocephalus latus
Lineage: Eukaryota; Metazoa; Platyhelminthes; Cestoda; Diphyllobothriidea; Diphyllobothriidae
Source: the annotation of a GenBank genome assembly
AUGACAGUCAUCGUGGAUAGUUACAUGGAGUCGGGCGAACUGGCUGACACUGACGGUGUCCUCAAUAACGAUGGAUACUUACUCCUCGGUGGUAUCAAUGCUCCUGUUCCAGGCCUACCCGGAAAGUACAGCAAUAACUUCAUCGGUUGCGUCUCGGCAUUCUUCAUUGAUGAACAGAGCGUAGACCUGCUCAUAAACGCAGAAGUAAUCUACGGACGAGUUUUCGCCUGCCAGUGA